Molecule: messenger RNA, 4030 nt
Organism: Spea bombifrons (plains spadefoot toad)
Lineage: Eukaryota; Metazoa; Chordata; Amphibia; Anura; Pelobatidae
Gene: FRMD4A
Product: FERM domain containing 4A
Exons: 23
Coding region: 215-3322 (1035 amino acids)
Biological process (GO): establishment of epithelial cell polarity
Cellular component (GO): adherens junction; bicellular tight junction; cytoskeleton
Source: RefSeq, a predicted model, not a curated record
CGGGCUCGCCAGUCGCUGGCUCCGGUGUCAGCCUUGCUGAAGGCAGCCCGUGCGCUGUGUGCGGGAUCAUACCUACCGACGGUGGUGGACACUCGACCUGCGCGACCCAUCCACCUCUGGCUGUUACUUUGUUAGCGCGCACCUGGGAUGAUCGCAUAAGGAGCAAUAUACAGCCACACCUGGGGAUUAGGGCUGGUAUGAGGAGCAGAUCAAAAUGGAAGGGCUUCUAUCUCCCAUGAGAGCUAAGAUGACGGAGGGGCGGAGAUGUCAAGUUCACCUCCUAGAUGACAGGAAGUUGGAACUUCUCGUGCAGCCAAAACUAUUGGCCAAAGAGCUGCUUGAUUUGGUAGCAUCCCACUUCAAUCUGAAAGAGAAGGAAUAUUUUGGAAUUGCUUUCACUGACGAAACGGGCCAUUUAAACUGGCUGCAGUUGGACCGGAGAGUACUGGAACAUGACUUCCCCAAAAAGUCUGGUCCUGUUGUCUUAUACUUUUGUGUCAGGUUUUACAUAGAAAGUAUAUCGUAUCUCAAGGACAAUGCCACCAUUGAGUUGUUCUUCCUAAACGCCAAGUCUUGUAUAUACAAGGAAUUGAUAGAUGUUGACAGUGAUGCAGUCUUUGAAUUAGCUGCGUAUAUCCUGCAGGAGGCAAAGGGAGAUUUUUCAAGUGAUGAGCUUACAAGAGGAGAUUUAAAGAAGCUGCCAGCCCUUCCAACGCAGGCCCUGAAGGAGCACCCAUCCCUGGCCUACUGUGAGGACAGAGUUAUUGAGCAUUACAAGAAACUGAGUGGCCAAACAAGAGGACAAGCUAUUGUAAAUUACAUGAGUGUUGUAGAGUCCCUUCCCACGUAUGGAGUCCACUACUAUGCAGUUAAGGACAAGCAGGGAAUCCCUUGGUGGCUGGGAUUGAGCUACAAGGGGAUUUUUCAGUAUGAUUACCAUGAUAAAGUGAAACCACGAAAGAUCUUCCAAUGGCGACAGCUGGAAAACCUUUACUUCAGAGAGAAGAAGUUCUCAGUAGAAGUUCAUGACCCUCGCAGGGCCUCUGUUACCAGGAGAACGUUUGGACAUGGUGGAAUUGCUGUCCACACGUGGUAUGCCUGUCCAGCACUUAUAAAGUCCAUAUGGGCUAUGGCCAUUAGCCAACACCAGUUCUAUCUGGAUAGAAAGCAAAGCAAGUCCAAAAUACAUGCAGCAAGAAGCCUAAGUGAGAUCGCCAUUGACUUGACAGAAACAGGAACAUUAAAGACAUCCAAACUUGCGAACAUGGGAAGCAAAGGAAAGAUUAUCAGUGGGAGUAGUGGCAGCCUACUCUCCUCAGGUUCCCAGGAGUCCGACAGUUCACAGUCUGCCAAGAAAGACAUGCUGGCUGCACUGAAAUCCAGGCAGGAAGCUCUGGAGGAGACACUACGCCAGCGACUGGAGGAGCUGAAGAAGCUGUGUCUACGGGAAGCGGAACUUACUGGUAAACUUCCGAGAGAAUACCCUUUAGAUCCUGGAGAGGAGCCACCAACUGUGCGGAGAAGAAUAGGCACAUCAUUUAAAUUGGAUGAGCAGAAACUGCUUGCAAAAGGAGAGGAAGAGGAGUUAGAACGUCUUGAGAGGGAAUUCGCAAUCCAGUCGCAAAUUACAGAGGCAGCUCGUCGUCUGGCCAGUGACCCUCAUGUUAGCAAAAAGCUGAAGAAACAAAGAAAAACUUCUUAUCUUAACGCACUAAAGAAACUACAGGAGAUUGAAAACUCUAUUAACGAGUACCGCAUCAAAUCCGGGAAAAAGCCCACCCAGAGAGCAUCCUUAAUUAUUGAUGAAGCAAACCUCGGCAGUGAAGACAGUUCCCUUUCUGAUGCCCUUGUUCUAGAAGAUGAGGACUCUCAGGCUCCCAGUAUACUGUCUCCUAUGCAGUCGCCCCACAAAGGUCUGCCACCAAGACCUCCCUCGCACUCAAGACCUCAUCCACCACAGUCACUGGAUGGGCUCAGACAGUUGCACUACCAGAGAAACGAUUAUGAUAAAUCUCCCAUAAAGCCCAAGAUGUGGAGUGAAUCGUCCUUGGAUGAACCUUAUGAAAAAGUAAAGAAAAGGUCCUCACACAACCAUUCCAGUAGCCAUAAACGAUUCCCGAGCACAGGCAGCUGUUCAGAGGCAGGAGGGAGCAACUCCCUCCAAAACAGUCCCAUUCGGAUUCUCCCUCACUGGAAUUCUCAGUCUAGCAUGCCAUCCACACCCGACUUGCGAGUACGCAGCCCACACUAUGUUCAUUCCACCAGAUCAGUGGAUAUCAGUCCCACACGGCUGCACAGCCUAGCACAGCACUUUAGACACAGGAGCUCAAGCUUGGAGUCGCAAGGAAAGCUUUUGGGUUCUGAGAAUGACACUGGGAGUCCUGAUUUCUAUACCCCAAGGACUCGUAGCAGUAAUGGUUCUGAUCCAAUGGAUGAUUGCUCCUCUUGUACCAGCCACUCAAGCUCUGAGCACUACUACCCUGCCCAGAUGAAUCCCAACUACUCUACACUGGCGGAGGACUCUCCCUCCAAGGCCAGGGAGCGUCAGAGACACAGACACAAAUCUAACGGAAACCUUGUAUCUUCAAAUUCAGGGAGUAUGCCCAAUCUAGCUGCCCGGAAUGGAACUGGGCACCAUGGUGUCUAUUUAAAUAGCCAGAGCCAGCCUUCAUCUCAGUACAGGAUCAAAGAGUAUCCUCUGUACAUUGAAGGAAGUUCAUCGCCUGUGGUUGUGCGCAGCUUGGAAAAUGACCAAGAGGGUCACUAUAGCGUCAAAGCACAAUUCAAGACAUCAAACUCUUACACUGCUGGGGGGAUGUACAAAGAGAACUGGCAUGGGGAUGAUGCAGCGGACUCUGUGAGGCUCACCCCUUCCCGCUCUCAGAUUGUAAGGACUCCAUCACUUGGCAGAGAGGGCCAUGAGAAGGGCCCAGCCAGGACUGUGGUGUCUGAUGAGCUGCGGCAGUGGUACCACAGGUCAUCAUCUCACAAGGAGCACAACAGACUUUCACAUACUAGUUCCAACUCAUCUGACAGUGGUUCCCAAUACAGCACAUCUCAAAGCACCUUUGUGGCACACAGCAGGGUUACAAGAAUGCCUCCGGUCUGUAAAGCAAUGACAGCUGCCUUACCUCACGGUCAGAGGAGUUCAACGCCUUGCAGUGAUCUCACAGCCACCCCCCCAAGCAGUCCUCACCACAUAUUAACCUGGCAGACCGGGGGCUAUGGUGAUAGCUGCUACCUUGAUUCUGCCCUAUUCCCAGAAUUUGCUGAUGUCCAGUGGUACGGACAAGAAAAAGCCAAGCCCGGGACUCUCGUGUGAACCCAAACGCUCACAACAAUGCCAUGUGGAUAUCUUGUCACUGCCUCUCAUUUGCCUUACCCAGAUGCACUAUCAUCCCACGCCAACUUCAGCUAUAAGCACUUCAUUCUGAAACUAACAAAUGAACCCAGCGCCAGCCCUGCUUCUGAGUGCACAGCCAGUGUCGGAGACAUUACUAAAGACUAUCAUAAGACCUCCAAGCCAGUGUAUAUUACGAAACAGUGACAGACUGGUGUCCGUUUGCAGCUGGUGUCAUUUUGUACGAGUCAGGAAUAAAACCAUCACCGCUUAAUCACUAUUAAUGUUAUUGUACGGAAGUGAAACAAAAAGUAACGAUGUCGGAUAUCUGAAGUUUCGUCCAACACAGCACUAGUAAAAUGGACUUCUCUUUUUUUUCUUGGAGAAAUGAUAUUUUAGUAUAUCUCAAGUCAGAUGUUUCAUUAUAUGGGCGUAAAAAAGCUGACUCAUAGAGAUGCAUUGGAAACAGCAGUCAGUUUUAUUCUUACCAAAGAUAAACUUCCCAAACAAGUCUAUUGUCUAUAAGCUUACAUUUUAAAAGAUCAUUUGCAAAAUUGCUGUUUUUAAAUACAAGAUACAGUUUGGCUACAAUUACACUGCAAGGUGCAAUGGUGACAUCAUAAAUACUCAAACACUGUAAAUAAACCUCUUUGGCUGAUGUCAUGUGAAAAGGCUUCAGUCAUUACAAUA